Messenger RNA from Trichoderma aggressivum f. europaeum, 834 nucleotides. RefSeq lists its product as uncharacterized. Gene Ontology annotation, molecular function: medium-chain fatty acid-CoA ligase activity. Gene Ontology annotation, biological process: fatty acid metabolic process. The record is from RefSeq and is a predicted model, not a curated record. The coding region runs from base 1 to 834 and encodes 277 amino acids. NCBI's taxonomy places the organism in Eukaryota, Fungi, Ascomycota, Sordariomycetes, Hypocreales, Hypocreaceae. The transcript is spliced from 5 exons.
AUGUAUAUGAGGCUGAUGAAGUAUUUUGAGGAGAAUAUCUCGAAGAUGUCCCCGACUGAUACUCAGGGCUAUGUGAGCGCUGCAAAAUCGUUUCGUCUGAUGAUGUCAGGAAGUGCGGCGCUUCCAUUCUCACUUCAAAGCAAAUGGAUCAAGCUGUUAGACGGUAAGCGAAUACUAGAGAGAUAUGGCGCAACAGAGUUUGGCAGUGUCUUCAGCGUAAAACCUGGCGACUCGAAUAAUCCAGACGGCUCUGUCGGGAAACCGUUCUUCGGGCUUGAGGUCAAACUCUCGAAUGGGAGCGAGGGAGAGAUCUUAGUGAAAAGCCCACAUAUGUUCCGAGAAUAUCUACACGAUCCGGUAGCUACUACUGCCGCCUUUACGCCGGAUGGCUAUUACAAGACUGGAGAUAUUGCCAGACGCGAGGGCGACUACUAUUUCAUUCUUGGCCGAGCUUCGAUUGACAUCAUAAAAUCUGGAGGAUAUAAGAUUUCAGCUCUCGAUAUUGAGCGCGAGCUCCUUAAUUUGUCUUAUGUCACCGAAGCCAUGGUCAUCGGGGUUGCUGAUGAGGAAUAUGGACAAAGAGUGGCCGCCGCUAUUAUACUAAGAGACGAUUGUCAGGCGUCAUCCCUCCGAUUAGAAAAGCUACGUGCUGAUCUGCGAUCACGACUGGCAGGAUACAAGCUACCGACAAUUUUGCGAGUGGUCAAAGAGUUUCCCAAAAGUGCAUCGGGGAAGGUUGUGAAACGAGUCUUAGGUAAACAACUCUUCUCUGAGCUCAACGACCCGCAUAUUCAGGUCUGGCGGUCUCACAAGGGCGGCCAGACCAAGCUCUAA